Pyricularia pennisetigena is the source of this 1896-nucleotide messenger RNA. RefSeq lists its product as uncharacterized. Gene Ontology annotation, molecular function: sterol 24-C-methyltransferase activity. Bases 1 to 1896 code for a protein of 631 amino acids. Lineage: Eukaryota; Fungi; Ascomycota; Sordariomycetes; Magnaporthales; Pyriculariaceae. The record is from RefSeq and is a predicted model, not a curated record. Gene Ontology annotation, cellular component: endoplasmic reticulum. Gene Ontology annotation, biological process: ergosterol biosynthetic process. The transcript has 2 exons.
AUGUAUUCCACUCUCGCCUUGGCCGCCCUGUUCGGCCAGACCUUGGCGUCGAACCUCACCGGCGCACCUGCCAACUCAUCGGUGCUGGAACGCCGCCACAUUGAGAUGGUCUAUCCGAACCAGAGGAAUUUUGACAACCAGGAAUGGGGACACUUCAACCCGCUGGCCCCCGACGGCUCCAACUACCCUUGCCGUCCGCGCAAAGGUCUAAAGCUCAAAGUAAAAGGCAGCCCCACUCACUUUACCGCCGGGGUCAAGUUCGAGGUUCGCUUUGCGGGCGAGGAGGGCAAAGGUGCCGUCCACGGCGGCGGCUCGUGCCAAUUCUCACUCUCCAAGGGCCACUCGCCAAACAGGGACACCAGGUUUUAUGUCAUCAAAUCCAUCGAGGGCGGCUGCCCCAAGAGAAACUCGGACGGCAACCUGAAGCCGGGCGAGGAGCCCGACAAGUACGAAGUCGAGAUUCCACCACAGUUCGAGCCAGGCGACUGGGUGUUCGCCUGGACUUGGAUCAAUCGCAUCGGCGGCGAGCCCGAGUACUACAUGAACUGCUCGCCCAUCAGGAUAGUGGCCGGGGCCGAAAAGUCCAGCUUGCAGCGUCGCAGGGAACAGGGCUCGCCCAAGGAAACAGAGGCUGCUGCUCCCGAGGCCAAGCAGCCCGGCACCGACGACAAAGAGCCGGGACCAAGCGGGAAAGGAAAGGACUCAAAGGAAAAGGACAAGGCGCCCAAGGAGACAAAGAAACCCAGUCCUAGCGGGAAAGAGCUUGGCGGCAUCGACCAAUACCCCGGCGUCUUCAUGGCCAACCUUGGCGAAGUGAGCGGAGGCUGCACCACCAGCGAGGCCUUGAGGGCACGCAAAGCCAUCCUGUAUCCUCACCCGGGCAAAAUUGUCGAGCGCGGCAACGGUGAUGCGGAUCCGAACCUGAUCACGCAGCCGUGCGAUGGCAAUCCGCACAACAAAAAUAGAUAUUACAACCUCGCAACCGAUUUUUACGAGUACGGAUGGUGCCAGUCCUUUCAUUUUUGCCGCUUUGCCCACGGCGAGAGCUUUGCCUCGGCCAUGGCACGACACGAGCACACGCUCGCGCACCGCAUCGGCAUCAAGAAGGACAUGAAGGUCUUGGACGUGGGAUGCGGCGUCGGCGGCCCCGCGCGGCAGAUGGCCAAGUUCACAGGCGCCAACAUCACGGGCAUCACGAUCAACGAGUACCAGGUCGAACGCGCCAGGCGCUAUGCCGAGCUCGAGGGGCUCAGCCGGCAGCUGCAGUUCGUGCAGGGAGACUUCAUGUCGCUGCCGUUCGAGGGGGAGACGUUCGACGCCGCGUACGCCAUCGAGGCGACCGUGCACGCGCCGGUGCUGGAGGACGUCUACAGGCAGGUCUACGACGUGCUGAAGCCCGGCGGCGUCUUUGGCUUGUACGAAUGGGUCAUGACGGACGCCUACGACGACGGCGACCUCCGGCACGGGGAGAUGCGCUUGGGCAUCGAGCAGGGCGACGGCGUCGCCAACAUGCAGACAGCCAGGACCGCCGUCGAGGCCAUCAAGGCGGCCGGGUUCGAGCUGCUCGAGGUCGAGGACUUGGCUCGAAGCACCGACGGUGGGAACUCUGCCCGCGCGCCCUGGUACUGGCCGCUCGAUGGGAGCAGCUGGCGAUGUGCCAACACGAUUGGAGAUGUGCUGGGGACGUUUCGAAUGACUCCUGCCGGACGCACGGUGGCGCACGCGCUGCUGACCAUUCUCGAGACGGUCGGGCUAGCACCUCCAGGGACGAAGAAGACUGCCGACAGUCUGGCGAGGGCGGCGGAUGCGCUGGUGGCUGCAGGAAAGGAGGGAUUGUUCACGCCCAUGUUCUUGAUGGUGGCAAGGAAGCCGUUUGCGGGGGAGCAGAAGCGCUAG